UUGACAGAGCUGGAAAUCUUCGCUAUGAUCUUUGCAGCUGCCAUCCAUGAUUAUGAGCACACUGGAACUACCAACAACUUUCAUAUUCAGACAAGGUCAGAUUCAGCCAUUCUUUAUAAUGACCGGUCUGUGCUAGAAAAUCAUCAUCUUAGUGCUGCAUUUCGUCUGCUGCAAGAGGAUGAGGAGAUGAACAUUUUGUCCAACCUUUCAAAGGAUGAUUGGAGAGAAUUCAGGACUCUGGUGAUUGAGAUGGUACUAGCUACAGAUAUGUCUUGUCACUUCCAGCAAAUCAAAGCCAUGAAGAAUGCACUUCAGCAGCCAGAAGGCAUCGACAAACCAAAAGCCUUAUCACUGAUGUUGCAUACAGCUGACAUCAGUCAUCCCGCCAAGGCAUGGGAUCUCCAUCACCGCUGGACCAUGUCAUUAUUAGAGGAGUUUUUCAGACAGGGUGACAAAGAAGCUGAACUAGGGCUUCCCUUUUCCCCUUUGUGUGACCGUAAAUCAACCAUGGUUCCACAGUCUCAAAUAGGUUUUAUUGAUUUCAUAGUGGAGCCCACUUUCACUGUGCUGACCGAUAUGACAGAGAAGAUUGUAACACCUCUCAUUGAGGAAGCCUCCCACUCUGGCAUGUCAGGAUUUAGGCGUUCCAGUCUGAACAGCAUCAGUCCCUCAGAAGUUAAAAGAUCAAGUGUCAAGAGCACUGGAUCUGAAGGAAGUGCCUCACUCAACUGUUCCAUACUCACUGUGGAUUUCAAAUGUUUUAAAACCACCUGGACUGAGGUGGUACAACAAAACAGAGAGAAGUGGAAAGCACAAGCAGCCAAAGAAGAAAAAGCAAAGAAAGAAGCUGAGGAGAGUUCUCAACAGGGAGUGGAUGAGAAAAAAACAGAAGGACAUGAAGGAAAAAAGCCAUCUGAGGAAACUACUGCCACCAUGUCUGACAAGAGUAAAGAAGGGAAUUCAGGAGAAAGUAAGAGCACAGAAAUAAGUAAGACUAAUGUAAAUGGGACUCAUCAAACCAGUGCUGGCAGGCAUGAAGCUUCUCAAGGGAAAAAUCUAACUCAGGUGGAAAAGGAGACAAAGUCCAACUCAACAGCAGGAGAACAGAAACAGCAGGUACAAAAUGAUACAGAAGAGUAAAAAAAUAAUUUACAUAUAUAAUCAAAAAAGAGACUGCAAAUUUCUCUCUUCAUUAUUCUUCACCUCCUUCCACAAAGACCAAUUUCUGGGGAGGGCGUUAUGCAGCUUUUCAAGCCACUGCUUCUUUUCCUCCUCCCACUGGCUACUUCGCAGUUAAUGACUUUGGGGGCUUUCCCUACACACAUUUUGGUUUUUUGGUUUUUUAAUUUUGUUUUUGACAUGUAAGUGAAGGCUUUGGUUUGUUUUUAUUUUUGGAAAUGAAUUUUUCUCUCGGCAAAAUGACUCCUCUUUGGGGACUUGUGGAUGAAGCAAACGUGAGACAAAUUCUGGCUUGUGGAAAUAAAAACAAAAUCUGACAGGGAGAAGCUGCACAAUGACAGUUCCAUUGAAAAAGUCUUGAAAAACACUGUUGUUUCCAUGAAUUAAUUUUCAUAUCCAAAGAAAGAGAGAAGCAACAGCACUGAACUCUUUAUUAAUUUGAAGCUGUGAUUUAGAACUUUGGCUUUCCCCAAUCCCUGUGUCUUUAUCUUGUUUUUUUAAAAACAGAAACAACAAAAAGAACAAAAAGGAAAGAAAUGUGGCUAUUUUACAGACAAGCAAACUGCUGGAUUCCUAGGCAGCUUUAUAAUAUUUUCAAGAAAUACAUUCUGUAGAUUCCAUUUGCUAGAUGUCUCCUUGGUUUGUAUCUUAUUGUUCAUUGGAUCCAUCAUUUUGUUGGUUUAGUACUCUGGGUGAACGCACUACUUGUGUUAUCUUCUGUAACAAACACAUUUUUUACAAAAGCAUAUCCAUCACUUGAUUAUUUAGAGUUAAUUUGGCAUACACCCCUAAGAAAAACCUUUAGGGAAACAUAUAAACUUCUCCAUUGGGAUUUGUACAGCACAAUAUUUCAUCAUGUAAUAAUCUGAAUUAAAAACUGUUAAUUGACCAACAUAGGCAAACAAACUAUGAUGCCCAUUCUUCUCAGUCAAUUUUAUCAAAUUUUGCUUAACUGCCUAUCAGUUGGAAAUAAGUGGAUCUUGGAAGUUGCAUCUCAACACUGCAAGGUUUGAAAAAAUAAUAAUAAAUUCUUGCCCCUAUAGAUGUGGAAUCACUGGGAAAGGGAACCUUGUGUUGUAUCACAGGACUAUUUGACUCAUGAUGGAAUGUAUUGCUCACCAUCUUUGAAGUAAAUUUCCCCUCACCAUGAGGACAAUGAACAAGAUUAUGUGUAAAAGAUCUUCUGCCAUCAUGGAUCCAUGGUUCAGCUUUGGGCAAGUCAGUAUUUCUCAUUUGUAAAUGGACAUUAUAAAUGAGAAAUUAUGGUGUCUGUGUGUGAGAGGGAGGGAGGGAGAGAAAUGGUGUGUGGCUCAGAUUGAAAUAGUUAGGAAUAAUCCACAUUCAUCUGAAAUCACUUAAUCCAAAUGUCUAUACUUGUUUUAUUUCUUUUAUGACAUAUCCCUUCCCUUCCUCCUUUCUCUUCUUCUCCCCCUCCUGUCUUUCAUAUUAUCUUUAGAAACUUCCAAAAUUUGGUAUGUGAAAAAGGGUGUGAGCAUCUCCUAACAGACCUCUUGCAGAGUUUGAAUAGAACCAUAAAAUUGUUAGUUCUUUUUUCUUGCAGGGUAAACCAGCAUUUGCUUGAUAUUGAUCAUGCCAGGCAUGAAUUAGAGGGAGACAGGCCACAAAUCUUCCUCAUCCUGCCACCACCACCCCAUUUAGAGAGCUUUAGUCAGUUCUUCUCCAUGUUGAAGAGAACAUUCCCUCACAUCACAUGGCAGCUGAUGCUAAGGGAGAUCUAAUUGUACAACCCUCCCCCAACCCAUGGUGAUUUGAGUCAAGAAACCAGAAAGAGAUAAAAAAAUCAACCAGGUUUCAAAUUACACCCAAAUUCCCAAGUGAGGCAAACAAAAACAUCCCAAAAGGAGAAGGGAAAAUGGAGGAAUUUAUUCAGAUCUGAUGUAAUGUGCUGAAGUAAUUUGAAUAAAUGGGCAAAGCUCUCUCCUAGGCAGAAAUGUUUAAUGUUGGUUAUCCCAGAGAGAGAGCCUGGGGAAAUUUUUCCCAGAUACUCACUGAGACAAUCUAAGGCAAAUCACUGACAGAUUUACUCCCCUCAUUGUUUGUGAUGAUAUCCUAUAUUUUAGGAGUAUUUUGCAAGUAAGCAUGAUAAAGACAUAUUGGAAGGAGUAAUACAGAUUGGUGAAGUCAUUGUUCAGUUUUUCUUUGUAGUUUUAAUGGUGGAAAAACAGAAACAGAGCACAGAGUUGAGGUAGCACAGAAUAUGAGGUGGAGGGGACACAGAUACCUAGAAACAUAAACUUUACAAAACCAAAAAUCUACCCUUAUUUUGUUGUAAGCAAACUCUAUGGUAUGCUGAUAGUAUUAUAAAUCUACAAUAGUUUUCAUCACAUUAUUUCUGUAUACAGGGAUAAAAACAAUGCCACAGAAAUUUAUUGUCUGCACAUGCAAUCUGUUUUAAAGUGCAGAUCUAUAUAGGGAUUUGACUACAUUGACAGAUAUAUGGGAACUGCCCUGGGAUUGAGACAGUUUGAUUUCCAUUAUUUCCCAUAAAGUCAAUGUGAGUCAUGUUGCAGAGUUUUGAAUUUCUGGUAAAAUCCCCCUUUGCUACGCAAUAAAAAUACAUAGACUCACAGAGGAAAAUAGCUACAAAUUCCCCAGAGUCCACCUCUUUGUUAAUUAACUGGCAUUUAAA
Messenger RNA from Pogona vitticeps (central bearded dragon), 3829 nucleotides. NCBI's taxonomy places the organism in Eukaryota, Metazoa, Chordata, Lepidosauria, Squamata, Agamidae. The record is from RefSeq and is a predicted model, not a curated record.